Messenger RNA from Molossus molossus (Pallas's mastiff bat), 1923 nucleotides. RefSeq names its product solute carrier family 22 member 14 (gene SLC22A14). The transcript is spliced from 10 exons. Gene Ontology annotation, molecular function: transmembrane transporter activity. Gene Ontology annotation, cellular component: membrane. The record is from RefSeq and is a predicted model, not a curated record. Gene Ontology annotation, biological process: transmembrane transport. NCBI's taxonomy places the organism in Eukaryota, Metazoa, Chordata, Mammalia, Chiroptera, Molossidae. Bases 1 to 1923 code for a protein of 640 amino acids.
AUGGCAAGAGAAGGCAACUUCAAGACAGAGCCCCACUCCCAGCCUCCUUCCAGUAGCUCCAACCAGCAGGAGGCAGGAGAACACCUGCGCUCCUGGUCUCUGGAGAAGUUGUUACGCAAGUUGAAGGCCACUGAAACCGAUCUGGAUGACAAGUUUACCAGUAUCUUGAACUCGCUGGGGCACUUUGGCACGUUCCAGCAGAAGCUGGUGGCCCUCACCUUGCUCCCCAACUUACUGUCGGCCUUCUUCAUGUUUGCCGACAUAUUCGUGUUCACAGUCCCAAAGCCCUAUUGCAACACCAGCUGGAUCCUGGCAGUGGGCCCUAACCUGACAGAGGCUGAGCAGCUGAAUCUCACCCUGCCCCGGGAUACCAACGGCAGUUUCCUGACAUGCCUCAUGUAUGUGCCUGUCACCUGGGAUCUGGAUGACAUCAUCCAGUUUGGCCUCAACUACACACAGUCGUGCAGCAAUGGGUGGAUCUAUCCUGAGAGCAAGAGGCGAUCGGUGAUCAAUGAGUUUGACCUGGUGUGUGGCGAGGAGCUGAACAGGGAAGCUGUGCACACCACGAUCCUGGCCGGCCUGCUGAUCGGGUCCCUCACCUUCGGGUUCAUAAGUGACAAGCUCGGCCGCUACACCUCCAUCCUGCUGUCGAUCUUGGGACUGAUGAUCUUCGGCUUUGGGACGGCCUUUGUCGGCAACCUAAACCAGUACCUGUUCUUCCGCUUCGGGGUGUCCCAGGCGCUGGUGGGCUUCAGCAUCAACAGUGUAUCUUUAGCCUCUGAGUGGCUAGUGGGUGAGCACCGGGCCCACGCCAUCAUCCUGGGACAGUGCUUUUACCCUUUGGGGAUCAUGCUCCUGACAGCGCUGGCCUACAGCGUUCCCCACUGGCGGCUGCUGUUUCUGCUGGGCGGGUCGCUUGUGUUCUCCCUCAUCUUCUACAUCUGUAUUCUCCCCGAGUCCCCUCGGUGGCUGAUGAUGAAGGGGCAGGUGGAGGAGGCCAAGCGGGUGCUGUGCUUUGCCGCCAGAGAGAACAAGAAGAACAUUCCUUUGAGUCUGCUGGGCAAGCUACACGCACCUGGAAAGAAGGCGACGAAGGCCUCAGUCCUGGACUUCUACAACAACAGGCAACUGCGCAAGGUGAUCUUGGCGAUAGGCUGUGUGGGGUUCACUGCUGGUCACAGCUAUUUCACACUGAGCUUAAAGAUGAGGGAUUUUGACAUGAACCUCUACAUCAGCCAGAUGGUUUCUGCCAUGAUGGAGCUGCCCGCCCGGCUUGGCAGCAUCUUCCUCUUUGAGCAGUUCGGGAGGAAGUGGACCCUGGCCGUCAUUCUCUUACAAGGCACCUUCAUGAACUUUCUCGUCCUUAAUUUCCCCUCAGGUACAGAUGACCCCAAACUCGGGUGGUCAUGUUGUCUGCCUACAGAUCUGAAAUCCGUCGUGGUCUUGAUGGUCUUUGUUGGACGAUUCAGCCUGAGUGCCUGGAUCGCCGGGUUCUUCACCUACACUGCCGAGCUCCUCCCCACUGUCCUCAGGACGACAGGCCUGGGGCUGGGGAUUCUGGCCUGGGCAUCCGGAGCCAUCUUGUCCAUCACACUCAUCAACCAGAGCCUCACGCCCUUAUCCAGUUCUCUCUGCCUCAUCUCAACCAUCUGUUCCUUGUCCCUGUGCUACAUGCUCCCGGAAACAUAUGGUCAGCCCCUCGUCGACAGUCUGGAGCACUAUUGCCUGCACCCGAGGACCAUGAGUGAUGAUUUGGAUGACGAUUUGACAGCUGAUCAUGCGUUAUGUGAUGUGACCACAGAAGUGGCAAAGAACACCAUUCUCAACGUCACGAUGAAUUUGAACCCGCGCCCUCUUAACAACACGUCUUUGAAGGCUGAAGAAAAGUUCAAAGGCAGACGGGUUACUGAGGGCCCCAGGUGA